UCUUGUUUAGUAAGAUUACUAAUAAAUCUAUUUGAUUGAAACUUUUUGCUCAACGCCAAUAAAUCACACAUGCCACCGUACUGACAUGUGUCACUCGAUUCGACAUUUUGACCGCUUUAUUUUUGUACGUCUAAUUGCUUUCUGAAUAAUUUAUUUUCGAAUAUUUAUCCAAAAUGACCUCCCCUACCGCGGAACGGCGUUACGAGUCUAUGCUCUUCAACUACGAAACAACUGGGAGGACCGAUUUCCGCGAUGGGAGGAUCAAGCCGAUCAUAACAACUGAGUACAAGCCCAAGUCUACCUGCCUGAGGGUGCGCCCUCCUCCAUUGAAGGAUAUACAUGCACUGACGGACUGGCGAGUGCCGAACGUGCCGUUCAACCUCAUGCAUAAGCCUAAGGACGUUGUGAGGACCAACCCUCGAGUGGUUCAAGAACCUUUUCACGAGCCCGAAGACGAGAUUCGCGAAGAAGUGCAACGCACAAGGCCUCGGCUGGUGAUGACGCCUGCGGUUAGUCUGGAUGACAUAGAGCCGGUGACCCGCAAGAUGCUAGUAGAAGACGUAUACGUCACGAGCGUCAUGCAAAUGAUGCGCGAGUCGGGAGUGUCCGAAGGCUCCAGCCUCCGCGCGCCCUUACCUAAGCUGCCUGCACCCGCCAACCCGAUAACCCUGCCGAAACUGUUGCCUCAAUACGUAUCUCCCGAAUGGCGCAUGGACUCGGCGGCGUGGGACAACCGCCAGCUUCGCACCUACUGUGACCCCACCAAGGAGUUCUGGCUAGCUUUUCAGUCCAAAUGUGACGUAUGCGACGAAACGGCGGAGCGCGAGGCCCAAAGGAAAAUGCGGAGGCUAGCAAAACGACGAUAA
Ostrinia nubilalis (European corn borer) is the source of this 866-nucleotide messenger RNA. RefSeq lists its product as uncharacterized. NCBI's taxonomy places the organism in Eukaryota, Metazoa, Arthropoda, Insecta, Lepidoptera, Crambidae. The record is from RefSeq and is a predicted model, not a curated record. The coding region runs from base 174 to 866 and encodes 230 amino acids. The transcript has 5 exons.